AUGACCAUUAUUAUUGCGCUAAGAAUGGAAAACAACCGUGCUUCGCAGCUUCAGCAACCUUCAUCACAAUAUCAGCCUUGUCCGGAUGGAUAUUGUCAUCCACCUAUAGUUCAGGAGUUCCAGGUAGCUAUGCGAGCUAUGCGUGGAUCGCUGCCACGAACAGGCCUCAGAAGGCCUAAAAUCCAAAACUUGCCCGGUUCUACGAAGAAUGGCGAUUGCCUGCGACGUAAACUUAAAGAUGCUUUGCCACAGGAUCUUUAUAAGGGACCACAAUUCGAAAGCGCGCCUUGCAAUUUGGGGGUAUGUCAAACCUGGUCCGACUGGUGCGAAUGGUCGACGUGUUCUGGAAGCUGUGGAAUAGGUGAAAGAACUCGAACAAGAUUCUGCUAUCUGGAGACUCUUAAAUGCGAAGGGAAAGACUUUGAGCAACGAAAUAAGGGAUGCGGUGGAUGUCGAGGUGAAGGGCUUGGCGAAACUUUGUUUUCAUGUUUUUUUGGAGAUGUAAUUCAACAUUCUCAAAUUAAGGUUAACGUAUGCGAUCCUGGCCCUUGUCCGGAAUGGGAAGAGUGGAACGAAUGGAGUUCUUGCUCAACAAGCUGCGGAGUCGGCGUAUCACUGAGAAGGCGAUCAUGCCUCGGAGGGGCAUUAGGAGAUAACAUGUGCCCCGGACCCUCUUCAGAACAACGUUUUUGCGAAGAGGCGUUGUGUCCGCUAUGGACGUCGUGGGCGGAAUGGAGUGCUUGUAGUGUAACAUGCGAUGUAGGAACGAGACAUCGACAUAGAACGUGCCAGUAUGGAACAGACUGCCGAGGUCCUCAAAAACAUGGACUGAGUGGUAUGAAUGGUCAAGAUGUUCAGUUAAAUGUGGCCCAGGACAACGAAGAAGAACUCGUGAAUGUGUCAGAGCAGAUGGUGUAA
This is a messenger RNA of Angiostrongylus costaricensis, 918 nucleotides long. The record is from the annotation of a GenBank genome assembly. Lineage: Eukaryota; Metazoa; Nematoda; Chromadorea; Rhabditida; Metastrongylidae.